This is a messenger RNA of Miscanthus lutarioriparius, 351 nucleotides long. The record is from the annotation of a GenBank genome assembly. Lineage: Eukaryota; Viridiplantae; Streptophyta; Magnoliopsida; Poales; Poaceae.
AUGGCACGGCGGCAGUGGAGCAGCGGCGGCGGCGGCCUCGCGUUGGCAGUGCUCGCCGUGCUGUCGUCCGUGCUCUGCUCGGGCCACCCGGUGCCUGGCGGGGGGUUCCCGCCGCUGCAGCCGCACUUCUACGACCACGCGUGCCCACAGAUGCAGGCCAUCGUGGGCUCCAUCGUGGCGAAGGCGCACGCGGAGGACCCGCGCAUGGCGGCGUCCCUGCUGCGGCUGCACUUCCACGACUGCUUCCCGAUGACCAGCGAUAACCAUGGCCUAGGUAGUGGAAGUGAUGGCUUUACUAGAGGUGUUGCAAGGCCCUCAAAGCAUGAGGAUGGGGGAGAAACCAAAGAGUAG